AUGAAGACGUCUGGUGCAAGCGCCGGAGUUCCGAAAAAGAAGGGAGCACCCAAUGGCCCCAAAGAGAGUAGCGGGCACACGGGAGAAGGUAAGAAAGGGUCGUCGGAGGGCGAUGACGCCCGGCUGACCAACGGAGGUCUAGAAGGCGACGGCGCAACAGGUGGCAGGGCAGCUGGAGGAAAGACCACCGCUCCGACCAGUGCUGCAAAGGCGAAGAGCACCGGCCAGGAAGUGUCGGAUGAAGACGUGGGCAACAAGGCCAAGCAGGUGGCCCUCAAGAGUUCCAAGGCAAGCGGUGGGGCCGCCGCUGCCGGAUUGUUGGACAAGAAGGAAAUUUCGGACGACACGGAAUCCGACGACUCCACCGAGAAGCCAAAGGGAAAGACGUCGGGGACCAAGCGCAAGAGCGCCGCGGUGGCCUCACCCACCCAGAGAUCCAACAAGCGUGCCAAGUGGUCGGGCAGCAACCAGGUGCAGCAUUUCAUGCGGGCGCAUCAAAACAAGCAUAUCGGAGGCGAUGGACGUGUUCUAUCGGGACUGGGACACUUCGCGAUGGCCGUCCGCCACCCAGAGACUGGUCAUGUGGUGAUGGCCGCUUUGGUCGACCUCGACCGGAAGGCCAUUCUGGAAGCCGAGACCAAGCGUGUGAAUAACCGGAUGAAGCGUGAGCUUGAAGACGAGGUGGACCGGCGGGUGGCCGAACUCCACGACAAGGAUUACGAUGAGGACCUGAGCCGGGCAAUCGUGAAGCGCUGGAAGGCUGACAAAGGCGAGGCCGAGUAUGAUACUCGUUGCAAGUCGCUGAUGGUGGCCAUUCGGUCGGAGAUGGCGGCAACUCGCGGGAAACUCCUGGACGGCGCCAACGGGCCCACUCGUGGGCCCGAUGGAGGAAUGGUGUGCAAGGUCCCGUGGCCAGGCAGCAACAUCGGCCGAGGAGGCAACGGCGGCACACCUUGA
Molecule: messenger RNA, 957 nt
Organism: Seminavis robusta
Lineage: Eukaryota; Bacillariophyta; Bacillariophyceae; Naviculales; Naviculaceae
Source: the annotation of a GenBank genome assembly